GGGGAGCCAAGCAGAAACCUGCGACAGGGCUUGGCAGGGCUAUUGGCACCUCCCGGAGAGCAGCGUCAAGGGGGCUCUAUUUCUCCGGGGCCCAGCCCAGGCUCGGCACAUCAGCAGCACAUGCACCCCCUUCUCCUCAGCCUGGAGUCCCUGUGGGGCAGGCAGCCUCCCUCUCCCCAGGCCCGGAGCCCUGAAUCCCGCCUGUCCAGCUUCCUCCGCAACAUCUCUCUGUACCUCCAGGGCGAGGAGGAGCAGGAAGCCCCGGAGUCCUGGGAGAGCCUCCUGCUGCCACUGCUGCUGCCACCACCCAACGCCGAGAAGCCGCUCUCACCAGCAGCCUCUGGACGCCGGCUCCUCCAGGACAUCCUCUUUUCCUGGCAGCGAGGCAGCUGGCAUUGGGAUGGGUGGCUGAGCUUUGCCCAGGACUUGCUGAGCCUCCUCCUCAGUUGGGCCCAGGACCCCCCUCAGCAUCUCCAUGGGCAGCAGGGCUGGGAGGUUCUCAGCAGCCUGAUGGAAGCCCUGGGCCAGGCCGCCCUCUCUGGGUUGCUUGGCCCACAGGGGUCCCUUUGCCCCCCAACAGGGCAGAGUGGGUGCCAAGCAAAUGCCAGUUGGCUGGGGCAAUUACUCCGGCUCUUUGAGGGCACUGGCUGGACAGCCUUCCUGCACAUUCACCCAGCAGGCUUUGCCCCCACUGAUGGCCAGCUGAAGCCCCUUGGCCUGGUGCCCGCGACCCCCCGAGAGAUGCCCCCUGGCAAUCGCAGUGAACCCAGCCUCCUAAAGACCCUGUACCGGACAGAGCAGCCAGGCACAGGCGGGAAAGCGCAGGAAUCGGCAGGAGACUCCGAGGGCAACAUCUUGUGGGAGACACUGGAGGAGCUGAGGCGGACACUGUGGCAAAGGGCAGGCCGUACCCUCGUCACCAGCUUCCGGAGGAGGGUCUUGUAUGUGACAGGCCUUCUGGCAGUUGAGGCUUCAGAGGCAGUGGGGAUCCCCCAGCCUGACCCAGAUGGGAAGUGCUCCGUAGGAAGCCUGCAGCAGCUGCUGCUGUGGGGAAUCAGACACAACAUCAGCUGGGACACCCUGCGUGUGGACUUGGCCUCCAGGGCCUCUUUCCCAUGGCCUCCCGUGGUGCCCAGUUGCUUGCUGCCUGCUGGGGGAGGGCACAGGGUGAGCGAGACCCUCCCUCCAGCCCCCCGGAGAGCAUUUGCCAAGCCCCCUUCCCAGGCAGAAGUCCUGGAGGCCGCCUGCAACGAGAGCAUCCCCGGCUUGCCAGGAAUCUCCAACUUCACCAUCUACUUGUAUUGCACCCUCUUCAAUGGCUCCAAAGAGCCCCACCGGCCCCCGCCGGACCUGGAGGCCUUGUGUUCAAGCACCACCUGGUACUUCUCCUCCAUUGAGGGCGACCCGGUCUGGAUACGAGCCUGCAAGGAGUACUUCCCCCAGCAGUUCAACAGCACAGUGUGUGGCAAUGCCUCUGUCCUCUUGCACCUUGGGCCCCACCAGGAGCUGGUGGAGGAGCUCUGUGCCAACCUCUCCAUGCCCUUACGGCCCAGACAUUGUUCAGAGGCUCUGAGCAGGCCUCUGCUGGGCCAGGAGGAAUUCUGGACCUGCCUCUCCCUGGAGAACCAGACCCUCUGGACCCAAAACCUCUGUAGCAGCAGCAGCCUGCGGGAAGUCUCUGAUGCCACCAGGCAGUGGCUGGGCACCCUCUGCCACAGCCCACUGGCCCAAGGGGCUGGGCUGAAUGCCUCUCUGCGCCAGAGCACGGAAGCAGCAGGGUGUGGCGCCAGGGCCUGGAGCCCCCAAGCGCUGCAUAACACCAGCUUCCUAGCUCAGUGUGGGGAUGCCCACCUGCAGAGCUUCCAGGAGCUUGUGUGCAGCAACGAGUCCCUACUGGAAGCCCUGCAGCUGGCCCACCCCUGGGUGUGGGUUCACUGCUUGGCUGUUGAGCAGGACAGGAGCUGCUCCCUUCUGUGGCUCCCAGGGGUGCUGCCACUGCCCCCGCAGCUCUGCCAGGACGCGCCGGCCUUCCUGACAGCACUGGUAUCCCAGUUGGCCCGGUGCAGAGAGCCCCCCCACUCCUCUUCCCAGUGGGUUCCCAGUGCCAGCUACCUGUUGCGGCUGCUGGACUUCCUGCUGGCUUCUCCUGCCCUUGGCGAAGUGGGGCAAGAGGGAGCCAGGCAGCAGCUGGGCCAGGCUCUCCUGCUCUCCAGCCUCCUGGACAACAGCUCCUUUGGGACUUCUCUCCAAGCCAACUUCUCCCUGAGCAUCCUGGAGGAUGUGAGCCAGUUCCUGCAGGAAGGCGAGCUGGAUCCGGCCACCAAGGAAGACCUGCUUAACUGCUUUGGGCCUUUGCUCUGGAAUCUGCUGGAGAGGGAGGAGAACAUCUCAGCUCUGGAGUUCUUCAUGCAGGUACCUUCCCUCCAUCCCAGUCUCCAGUCCUUGGUCCCUGGAGCAAAGCUGCACCUCUCCUCCUCCUCUUCCUCCUCCAACCCCAAGGCUGACCUUUCCCCUCCUUCCUGUCCAAGGCGCCUCCCUGCACCGUCUUUCAGGCUCCCUUGCAGCAGCUCCAGUGGGGCAGGGAAGGGAGUGGUGCUGCUGUUGCUGCCUUGCCUCCUCCUCUCCCUCCCACUUUUCCAGGAAUACCUGCAGAUGCCCCAUAAGGUUAUCCAGAGGCUGCUGUGGUCAGUGGAAGGUGAGACCAUCCAGAGGUUCCUGGCCCUGCUGCACCGCUCCUGGGAUCACCUGCAGAUGAAGGUGCCUCCAUGGGACAAGCGGGCAGUGGAGUCACUGGCCGCCCAGCUCCUGAGCAAGUUCCCUCAGCCAACCCCGCAACUCUUCCUCCACCUCUCUCACUUUGUGCCUUUCAUGGCUGCCUCGGACAUCCUGCGCUUGCCAUCCGCCUUGCUGGCCAACGAUAGCGUCUUGGCCAUCAUUAGCAGCCAAAGUGCCCGGAUGACGCUGGCGCAAAAACGAGCCCUAGUGCAGCGUCUCCUGCAGGCCGAGCACCUCCUGGGCGAAGUCCCUUCCUGGCCCCCGGAGUUCCUUCACAGCCUCCAGCCUCUCCUUCCUCACCUGCCGCUUGGCCACUUCCUUCAGCUAACACCACAGCAGAUCCAGAGCUUGAUGAAUGGCUGGCAGGAGGCUGAGCUGGGCCUGGCUCAAGGGCGCCAUGUAGCACGUAGUUUGCUCAACAGGAGCCAUGAGAGCACUGAGGAGCAGAUGUGCAGCUGUUCAAGGCAGGAGUUCACAGGGGAAGAGAUUUCCUCCCAAGGCUUUGGGUCCAAGGGAGAGCAAGAGCAAAAGUUCUUCAGAGGGGGAGGAGCAUCACCUUUUGCGUAUCUGGAGCAAAAACCGGCUAGAAGCAUCAGAGUUUGUGGUCUAGAAGAGCAGGCAGGCCUACAUGGGGUGUGGCUAGCACCAAGCAAGCAAGUCCCAACAGCCCACUUCUGCCUGUGCCCCCUCCCCCAUCCUCACAGGCUCGGGGCUCUCACCUGCUUCCUCAGCAUCGGGGACUUGCGUCUGAUCUCUCCCUUGCAAGAUCUGUGGGGGCCGAUCGAGAAGCACCUCCUGGAGUGUGUGGCCAGAGGGGUUGUGGACCCUCAUGGGCAGGUGAGUGGUGAAGAGGACCAGGCUCUUUUGGGCCCAGCAGAGCCUAGCCUAGGGCCAGUGCUGCUGAGGACUUUUCUCCCCACUGUCCCUCAGCCUCCUUCUGGGGGCAAGCUACUCUUCAUAGAGAUCCAGCUCUGCUGGCUCCUUCCCCUGCUGGCCCAUGCCCUGGCAGAGCUCCUGCCUUCCUCGGUGGGCUCCCACGAGCUGCAAUCCUGGCGGGGUCUUGUGCCAGCCAUGGGGGUGGAGUUCCUGCGGGGCCUGUCAGAGUCUCAGGUAGGGGCUAUCCUCCCAGAGCUGCAAGCAGCACAGCUUAGCCGUGCCCAGGUGAGUCAUCCUGAGGGUAUGCUCUGCAUCUGCCGUGGGGGUGGGUGGGUGUUAGGCAAAUUUGAGCCAUUCCUCUCCAGAGUUGGGGGCAGCAGCAGCCUGCCUAGGUCAGUCCCACCAACUCCCUGUCAAGGGGAUGGGCUAGGCCUUCUACUUCCUUAUGCUCAGGCAGCUCUCCUGCUGCUCUCACAGGCCCUGCAGAUGGAGAAUGUGAGUAUCAACCCGAAGAAAUCUGCAAGCUACAGACAUGCUUGUUCAAUCCAAAAUGGAAAGCAAAGCAUCUCCCUGUCUGCUGAUACUGUUGGGCAGAGGGAUCCAAAGCCCCACCAGUACCACCACCCCACCCCUUGGUUGCCAGUGAUGGGCUCUGUGGCCUCCCUCCCACCCUGCCUUCUGUCUCUGCAGGUGACGCUGAGUGGGGCUGAGCCUCUCUGCUCCCUCCUCGCUGGCCUGGGUCCCCAGUCUCUGGAGGUGGCAGUGGCUGCUGUCUUGGCCAGAGGCUGUGCAUGUGUGGGCCCCACUCUGCCCCAUCUCUCAGGAGCUCAAAAGGCAGGUCUGCUUCAAGCUCUGCAGAGGCAUGGCCCAGAGUCCCCUGUCCUCAGUGCGCACCUGGACUGCCUCCUGCCUGCUGUCCCUCUCAAGCUCCUGCAGGUGGACACCCAGGCCCUGCUGGGGAGGAGCAGCUGGCACCGGAAGGCACCUUGGUCCCCACAGCAGGCCCAGUUCCUUUGGCAGAGCAUUGAAGCCAGUGCCAACAUGACGGAGGACCUGAUCUGGGGACUGGGACACCUGGCCAUGGGACUAUCCUGCACCGCUUUGCAGACCUUUGAAGCUGGGGCAGAUUUUCUGGCUGUUCUGGAAGCUCUCUACAGCCAAGACCUCCACCUGCCCUGGAGCCUGAAAGGAUGCAUCUGGGAGGAGAUCCAGAGGAGACCCAGCCUCUCUACUACGGAGUUGCUGGGGCUGGGACCCCAGUUCCUCAUGGACUUGCCGACUCACCUGCUGGACAAGCUUCCUGGCAAGUCCUUCCUGCUGAUCUUGGACUAUGUAAGGAGCCACCCACACAACCUGCUGGUCUUGCCACCCCCUCGACGGGCUGCCCUCGCCCGGCACAGUUUGAAGGCACUACUGGUAAGGGGGAGAGGAGCAGCGACCAGUUUUGAGAGCCAGAGCACCCUGUCCUUGGGCUCAGGGAUGGGGCGGCUGCAAAGUUACCCUUCCCAGGCCAAACUCCUUGCAGCACCACCACUCCUGGCAGGGACCAGUGGGAGCCACCCACCCACCUCCCUCCCCUCUGUAUUUCAGCAAAGGUCCCAAGGAGAGGCAGACAUCUCAGUGGAGAUAUUGAGCUUGCUUGGCCCUAUGGUGGGCUUCCUGGAGCCCGACAACCUGGUCCAUGCCAAUCCUGCAAAUCUGCUCCAGCACCUGGAUGAGCUACGGGAGACCUGCCUCGAUAAUGGUGUUGCGGAAGUGCUUGGGCAGCUGCUGAUGGCAGAUAGUGCUUUGGGGGACCCAGGGCACUGGAGCCAGGUGGAGCUGGAGCAGCUGGGGCAUUUGGUGUUCAGGCUCCCUCCGGAGAGCACCCAGCGAAUCCCCCAGGCGGUGCUGAGCAAGGACCUUGUGGAGCAGCUGCUGCAGAGCCAGAAGCUGUGGGAGGGGAGUGAGCAGGGCCGGCUGUGUGACCCUCAAGGGCCAGCUGGGGGGCUGCAGGCCCAGAAAGAGGCCUUGCUCAUUGCCCACCCCCACCCCUGCCGGACUCCCUGUGCAGAACCUGUGCCCAGCUGCUCCGACAUCCGGGCCUCUUUCCCCUCGGCCUGGAGCGCCACCCAGAUCAGCGCGAUGGAGCUAGACCAGUUCCAUGACUGCCUGAGCCUCAUCAGUCAGGACCUCGUCCUCCGUCCGUAUCAGCGCCAGGCUGCUCUCAGCAAAGCCAAAGAGGUUCUGGGCCCGACCUGGGCAAUGGGCGCAGUGGAGAUGCUGCAGUUGGGUUUCCUCGCCCUCCAACUGAGCGAAGAGGAGCUACAGGAGCUGGAGAUUCCUGACUGGGGAGCCUUGUCAGUGCUGGGGGGCCUGGAAGGCUGGACAGAGAGGCAGAUGCAGGCCGUGGUUGGCAGCCUCCUUGCAAAGCAGCACAAGGUGAGCGCGGAAAACCUGGCACUGCUGGACUUGGUGUCUCUCGGGCACCUCCUAUGUGGGCUGCAGGUGGCGGAGAUCAGGCAGCUCAACAGCCAGGAAUUCAGCAAAGCAGCCUCCUUCCUGGGGUUGCUCCAUCUCAGCUGCUCUGAGGAGAAACUGGAAGCCCUGGCCUGGCUCCUGGUCACCCCCGCUGCCUUUGGGCCUGUCGCCAUGUGGGGCCCGGGGAUUUUCACAGAGAUUGGGACUCUGGCAGCGGGGCUGCCAGACAUCGUCCUUUCGUCCCUCGUCCCAGAGCAGCUUCGGGCUCUGACCCCAGAGGCAGUUGCCUUGAUCCCCGCCCCCAAAUUUGCAGUGGUGUUCAGCCCAGCCCAGCUGCUCAGUCUGACAAGCCCCCAGGCAUCGGCCGUGACAGCCCAGCAGUAUGGACUCCUCAGCCCUAAGCAAAAAUGGGCCCUGGAGCUGGCGCACUGUGAAGGGGAGCCCUGCCAGGACCACAGGAGCAGAAGUGGCUCAGGGCUUCGUCCUGCUGUUUUGCUGCUGCUUCCAUCUUGCUGCCUCCUUUUGACUUUUGGGGGGCCCCUGGCCUUGCAAUAAAGCUGCCCCUUUGCACUGAUUGA
Molecule: messenger RNA, 6689 nt
Organism: Podarcis raffonei (Aeolian wall lizard)
Lineage: Eukaryota; Metazoa; Chordata; Lepidosauria; Squamata; Lacertidae
Gene: STRC
Product: stereocilin
Exons: 29
Coding region: 121-6666 (2181 amino acids)
Biological process (GO): cell-matrix adhesion
Cellular component (GO): cell surface; kinocilium; stereocilium tip
Source: RefSeq, a predicted model, not a curated record